Molecule: messenger RNA, 1947 nt
Organism: Diatraea saccharalis (sugarcane borer)
Lineage: Eukaryota; Metazoa; Arthropoda; Insecta; Lepidoptera; Crambidae
Source: the annotation of a GenBank genome assembly
AUCGAUAUUUUCCUAUCGUUACGCCUACCCUAGUAUCAUGUCAUUGUCAAAUAAAGUUUUUUUCUUACGUCGUAUCUUAGAAGAAAAUAUUUUUAUUUACUUGAAAAUAAAUUUAAAAUGUCCACAUCAAUAAGUUUCCUUUAUAUGUGAUAAAAUAUUUUUAACAUGUCUCUAACUUACAGAUUAUUCUGUAGAAACUAUAACUACAUCAGCAAUCUAACCAAACCGGUGAAAUCGGGUAUUGCGCGAUCGCAUAAUCAUUCACUACGAUAUUUUACCUGUACUAGUUAUCGAAAUAUCACCAUAAAUAAACCUAUAUUAGAUAUAAGUCCAAUAAAAUCCGUGUCGGUAUCUCUUAAACAAUUUUCUACUCAAAAUGAAACGAGCAAAUCUUCAUCAGAGCCAGAAGAAAAGAAACCAGGUCUGAUACAAAAGUUUAAGCAAAUGUAUAGAGACUACUGGUACGUCUUAGUACCAGUACAUAUGGCUACUUCAGCAAUCUGGUUUGGUGGCUUUUACUAUGCGGUACGAAGUGGCUUCGAUGUUUUGGGGAUGUUGGAGGCAUGGGGUGUAAAGGAGUCAUUAAUAGCACCCCUACGAGAUUCAAGUGCUGGAUAUUUUGCAUUAGCAUUUGCUCUCUACAAGAUAGCUACACCAUUAAGAUAUGCAGUCACAGUUGGUGGCACUACUUUCGCUAUAAAUAAAUUAACUGCAGUAGGCUGGAUCAGACCGGUACCUUCUAGGGAGCGCAUCAAAGAGAUGUUUCAAGAGAAAAAAGACAAUUUACAAGACAGAUUCAUUGAAAGUAAACAACAUUAUCAGAGUCAGAUAAAAGAAAAACGGAACCACAUGAUGGAUGAAAUGCGACGAUAUAAAACAGAAAUGAGAAACAUGAAAGAUAAGGUGAAAAAGGCCUGACUAUAAAUGACUUCAUUAUUUCUUAUAGGAGUGAUGUACCUUCUUCAUGAUAUACACACAGACUAGUAAAAUAAAAUAUCAAUAAAUUGCUACAAUUUAAUCCACUUCAACAUCUAAAGAUCUCAUGAUAUAAUAGUCUGAUCUUUAGCGUGAUUUUAUAUCUGCUACACUCAUGAUCUACAUGAGGAAAAGAUUCAACAUCCUUUUCAAUCUGAAAUAAGUUGUUCCUGUUUUAAUUGAUGGUUGAUUAAUGGAUUGUUAAUAUUUCAAGAGAAUUUGAUUCAUUGACUUAGACAUCAAGCUGUAGCAUAAAGAGUAUUUAUAUAAAAUAUAAAGAGUAUUUAUAAAUUUUGAAGAAUUUAUUGUUUAAAAUAUUUAUAUAUAAAAAUUAUUACUUAAACAAACAUUUUUAUUACAAAAAAAAUCACAUUUCUUCAUCAAAAUGUACAGAUACAAUCAACUUUAAAAGCUUAAGUACACAACAGGACAGCACAUGACUGGAAUGUAUUGUGUAAAUUCUCUUAAAAAUAAAAUUUGCUUUGUGACCCUUGUAAAAAAAAUAUAUAGGUAGAUACCAGGUGUGCUGCCGUUGUCCAGCUGCUCGACCGCGUAACUUCUAAACCUGAUUGAUCUAUAAAAAUGAAGCCUUGGUUGAUCUGUCAGGCUAACAGAAUAGUCCUUCAAUUUAACAUUUAAAGUUACAAGCUACAUGUUAAUGGCAACGCCAAUAAUUAAAAAGAUCUUAUGUCUAACAGAUAGGGCUUCAUUUCGACAAAUCAAUCGGGGCUUUUACGUGCUAGAGCCGCAGUAUGAUCUUCGAUUAUUAUUAGUAAAUGCAGUUCUAAAUCUAAGUCGAUGUGUUGCUAAAUCUCCCCAUUUGUACCUCAUUUGAAAACAAGUUUAUGGUUAUCCACAAUGUAAACAGAUAGAUAUCAAAAAGCCAUCAUGAAAUUGGUCACUUGGCAAUUUUCGUAAAUCUAAGGUAGGAAUUAUAUCUAGCCCGCGCCGCAUGCUGUCACGUGUUGGUGA